UUAGUGCUGUGGCGCGCAGUCAAGUUUGUGCAAACUUUCCAAGCUACCAUUUUGAAAAUUUACAUGGAUUCGUGGUCAAAAUACUACAAAAUUUCAACUUGUCAUUCGCUUUUCAUCCUUGAAAACUAGACAGGAGUUAUCUGUGAAGGGACGUUGAACCCUGUUGUGGUGUGUUUGGUUUUGAAUAAUGGCCAGCAGUGGUGGUUCUCCAGGAGGGCAGGGACGCCAGCCUCCUCGCGGUCUCUCCUAUACUGACCCAAGACCUAGGAAGAGACCAGUCCCACGAUUUGGGCCUGGCAUGGACACAGAGCUAAGCCUUAACACAGAGCUACGCAGAACAGAGGAGCAAAUAGGGCAGAGGUCUCUACCUAACAACUUGGGCUGGUCCUCUGAUCAGAGACCCAGUAGUGCACCUGGGGAAAAGAAGGGCAGACAUUUUGAGCAAGUCAAGCUGCUUCAAGGCACUCCCCCUGCUGAUUUCACCAGCAAGAAGCGGCACACCCCUGCAACAGUUGCAAGGACCAAGUUCCCCCCUGGGACACCGGCAUCAGAGAGGCAAGCUAUCGAGAGGCUAAGACAGCAACUGAGGUUUGAUGAAGAGCAGGUGCCUACUUCAGAUCAUAGCGGAGCGAGUGCACAAGAGUCUCUGCCGUCACCUCCAGUAAGUGCUGCUGCAAAUAAUGAGCGUAUGCUACCUUUGUCAAGACCUGCAGUCUCCCUUUCCAUCCCCAUAAGAGAGACUAACGAGACAGAUGCUGGGGCAGCAGCAGUUGCUGCAGAUUUUGAUUUGGAGUAUGAUGGAGACCAGGUUGAUAUUGUGCAGAUUUUGGGCAGACUCAAGCAAGUCAGAGACUUUCUCAAGCAGGCAACAUCAAUGUUUAUCAACAUGAGCACAGGAGGAUCUGAUGAGCAAAGGUCCAGUGAUUUUGACCAAGCAGCAAAACUUGCAAGACUCAUAAAGCAUCUGAAAACUCAAGAAAAAGCCUAUACCGACCUUCUUCAAAGAACAAUAGCUAUGGGAGAUGACUCAACUGUUGAGAACACCCCAUCUGUCAGUAUGCAGUCAGUGGGCACAGAGGAUGCUAAGAGUGAGACGUUGUCUGUACAAGAUGAAGAACUUCAAGGGUUACAGCAACAGCACGCGCUGCUCCAAAAGAUGCUGGAACAGCAGCAGCAGCUAAAAGAUCUGCAAAGUCGACAAGCUGCUCUCUUGACUCUUCAGAGAGAUGCAGAAAAGAAACUUGCAGAAGCAGAAGAAGAGGGUCGUCAGUUGACGACAGCAAUAGAAGAGGGUGCCGUAGGUGGCCAGGACUUUGAAGGAGCUGGUGGCAGAAGCAGGAGUGCCACAGAUACUUCUCAGUUGCCGGGAGCAGCAGGGAGGCUGUCUGACCAUGGAGGUAUUGAAGAUAUGGGACUAACCCCUGAACAACUUGCACUAUUUCACUUUAUGGAAAGAAAUAAAGAGAAGCUACGGGCCCGGGACUCCUCUGAAAAAGACAGAGAUGAGAAGCAGGGCCAUUCCAGAAAGAAAAAGAAAAACCUGCAGGUAGCACAAGCAGUCCCAGAAACGCUAAACCCUCCGUCAGGCUCUGCAAGUGAACAACCUGACAAUGAGGAGGCAGCUCUGGCACUAGCAGACGCUACCCAGGAAAGACUAGAGCUUGAAAACAAGUUGAUGGCCUUGCAAGCCAAGAAGGAGCAGAUGGACUCACUUCUAAGGGAGCUACAACAGCUUAGAGAGGCUCAGCUUAGAAAAGAAAACCUUGAAUCUACUGGUCCUCGUGUCUCAAGUGUCAAUGAAUCCAGGCAGGAUGAGGAGGAUGAGAAACCUCUUGCAACUAAAUCUCAGAAGCUUGAUGAUGACAGGAUUCUGGAGGCACUUGAGGUGCAUGAGAAGCUCAAAAAACUCCAAGAAGUAAGGGAUCGCCUCAAGCAAUUGAGAGAUCUUAUUGGCCAUUACCAGCCACCAAUGCCAGGGGGAGUUGAAACAUCAGAAGAUGUCUCUCAUGCAUCUGAGCAGUCCGGUGCGCUGGAGGACAGUGCCCCAGAGUCUGGUCAAGCAGAAGAUGAGGAGGAAGGAGCGGUGGGCGGUCCAGCCCCUGGUCCUUCUGGAAAUGCCAUUGAGUGGAUUCUUAAAGCUGGCAUAGAGGACCCAGAACUUGUCAAUAAACUCAAACAACUUCAGGCAGCGAGGGAGAGGGUGCUUAAUCUUAAACAAACUAACCAGUCGGCUCAGCUUGCAACAUCCAGGGUACAUAAUGAGACUGGUCAAGAAGGGUCAGUGCAAACUCAGACAGACUCAGAGUCGGAGGCUGUGUCUGCUAGCGACACUGAAAGCAAUGCCAGCUCUAGCCUAAAUGCUCUUGUAUGGCAGGACGACCCCGAGUUCCAAGACAAGAUAAGAAAACUCAAUUCUGCAAAGCAAAAAUUGAAGCAGUUGCAAGAGUUAGUCAAACGAGUUCAGCAGUUCCCAGACAGCACACCAACACUGCCUACUGAACUAGCAGAACUUAGUUUUGAUGAUAACUUGGAAAACUCCUCAGAGGACAGCAGUGACUCAUCUGAAGAUGAUGACGAUGACGACGACGACAAUGGUGAUGAUGAUCAGGAUGCUAAUGAUGCAACUGUCAAUCAACAAGAUGAUGAUGACGAUGAUGAUGAUGAUCAAGAUGAUGAUGAUGAGGAACAAUCCAUCCUGAGUGAACAGGCUAUAGAGGAUUAUAACAGUCAAGACCAGGAAGCAGAAUACCAGAUCAGGCUGCAAAAACAAAAGAAUGAGCUGGAACGACUGCUGCAGGAGCGAAGACGUCUGCUGGAAAUGCAACAAGAGCUUACAAAGAUGACAAAAGAACAAGACAGCUUGAAACAGACAGCAGCCAACAAACAGCCAAGUACUUCUGACAAACCAAUACCCAAAAAGACCACCCCAGACCAGUCAACAUACACGUCAGGUCUUGUGCGCACUGACACCUUCACAGUCCAUAAGCCCACCAUAAGCAAGGGUGCUACAGCGCCUGUCGUGAGUGACUCAGCCACCCAGACGGCAUUUGAUGGUGGCCGCUUCCAGGCCGUUCGACCUAACAAAUCAUACUCUGUAGACUCAGGAGACCCGGUUGCAGCUGGUGGUACAACUUCCAGUGCACUUGUCUGGUCAGAGCUAAGGCGCCAGCGUGAGCUCCACGAGGAGAAACUGAAAAGGCGUAAGCAGCGCCUGUUGAAUGAGAAACGUAGAAAGGCGGGGCUUGAUGAUGUGUCAGAGGGUGGCACCUACUCCCUGCGCAGUGCUGACAUGGAUGAGGGGUUUGGUGUGAGUAUGAUGAGCGCAGAUAUCACCACAGCCACAUGGGGUGGAUCCACCCAGCCUAGCAGCACCCAGAACGACUCAGCAGUGUCUGAGGAUGGGUCAGAUACAGAGAAGAUUACUGUGGAGGUGGAGGAUGAGUACCCUGAUGGCAUCGUGCAAGCAGAGGAAGAGGAAGAAGAGCAGGAUGAGCCGGAUGCCUUCCCAGGUGGUGCUCGUGGUGUGUUCAGGAGUAGGGAGCGUGCACCUCGCAGCAGCUAUUCUGCCAUAAAGCGGUCUGGGAAGAAGCGUAAACUUGAUGGCACAACGAAUGGUCGCAAAAGGGAUAGAUGGCUGACUUUUGAUGACUGGCCAAGGACUUAUUCCGAUUCCAGCCCAAGACAGAGAAUUAGGGAACAGGAGCACCAGAAGAACCAAUUCCAGAUUGAACGACAAGUGUGGGAAACCCAGUGCAACCAGCUGCAUCAGGAAAUCUCCAAUCUGACAGGGCUUUGCAAUAACCUGCUGCGUGAUCAACAGUCGCUAGUGUCUGCUCUGAUAGGCCGCUCCAACUUAAUGAGCCCCCUACCACAGACUCCACAGUUCCCAGGUUUUUCAGGUUCCAAUCCAUUUCAGCAGUACCAGCAAAGACAGCAAGAGGCCUACCAGAACCUACAUGGUUAUUUUGACCAGAGGCGCUUCCUGGCUGACCAACAACACCUCAUGCAGACUUUAAACCAGUGCUACAACCAGCUCAACCAUCAGCAGCAAGAACUAGGCUUCCUCCAGAACCAAUUCCAACAGCUAUUCCCUAGUGCUAGCCCAGAGCCACGCCAACCCUCACCAAUGAUGGGCUUCCAGCCUUCCUACCUGAGCAAUCCAUUUGCCAUGCCCCCUGGUACCUCCCCUACACCAGGAAGCACCUCCCGCAGCAUGCAGAGUAAUCCUGUACCCUCUCACCAUUAUUUUACUAAUAGAUACUCCCCAUACCAGCGCACGCAUACAUCUACCACCGCUGAUGGAGCCACCCCGGUGAUUGACCUCAGAGAGAUGGCCAAAGUACUAAGUAGCAAUUUCCCUGCACCAUCUGCCCCCCAAGCUCCCAUGUCUGCUCCGAGCUGGAUGCCUGUGUUUACUGAGGGCCCUGGUUGUUCAACUGCCCCCACGCAGACCCAGGCCACUGCAGCUAACCCUGACACAGGGAUGCCAAGCCCUAGGUUUGGCGGUCAUCCAGAAGAGCCAGCUCCUCACCCAAGGAAUGUGUUUAGUGGGUUUCCAUCGUCAUCAGGUUAUGGGACUUCUACUGCUAAAACCAGUGAUACUACCUGGACUGCUCGAAGCUAUAACCCAUCUGUAUACUCAGAACCUACCAAAGUCACAACAGCUUCAAGUUCCAGACAACCUCCCUCGGCUGAGGUUGUAGGUCGUACUUUCCCCACCCCUCUGCGUGCAGAAGCAGUAGCUCACCUGGCCAAGAAGGACCAGACCCCUCUUGCUCAAGCUGCAGCAGCCCUUCCUGUCAGAAGGGGCAUGGAAUCAGUGGAGACAGCAUCUCACCUGUCCAGUGUACCAGGGGAGGAUCAAGAUCACAAUAGAAGAGGAUACCAAGAUGACCCGGUGUCUGAUGCUGGUAGCGAGUUCUCGUUAUUUGAAGCCCUUCGUGAUUCCAUCUACUCUGAAGUGGCCACGCUCAUCUCAAUAAAUGAGUCCAGACCUCACUUUCUGAUUGAGCUAUUCCGUGAGCUUCAGUUGCUCACAUCAGACUACCUGCGGCAACGAGGUCUUUAUGCGCUCCGUGAUAUCGUCACUCGCUUCCUGACUGAAGAUUCCCUCACUACUAACAACGUCAUGGACUCAGCCAUCAAACAAGCACGUUUCCAAGCAUGGAUGGGUUCAAACUCUGAAUUGACUCCUAGCGAGACAGUGGAUACAGAGACUGAGGAUGAGUCCCAGGCCCCUGAGGAAGACGCAGUGCCAGCACAAGUGGUCACGGAGGGCAUUUACGACUACGCUGAACCUGUCGAGUCUGGCAGUACGUUAUCCACACCCACAUCCAGCCAGGCAGGAGAGAGCCCCUUCGCCUCAGAGGGCCUAGGGGACACUGUUAUUCACCUUGACCAGACCCUAAGCAAGAUGCGUGAAUAUGAAAGAAUGCGUGAAGAAGGGAGGCUCCGUGAGCUUAAGCAACUCCAAUACGGUGCUACAGGGGGUGGAGCCGAGGGUGGUGCUGUCAAAGAUGAUGUCACUACAAGUUCUGCUGGUGAUGUUGGUAGCGAGUCGUCCAUGUCUGAUGUACAGUAUCCACGUAUUGAUACUCAAGCACUCGAUCAUCAAAUCAAAUCUAUAAUGGCGGAGGUGAUCCCGUAUCUAAAUGAGCACAUGGAAGACACAUGCUCGAUGGAGUUGCUAGGAUACAUACGUAACCUGGUGUUGACCAGAAUAAGAGUCAAGGAGGAGCAGGAAUUUGGUCGCUUCUUCCACAAGCAAUUAUCGGCUAUCCUCUUGGACUCGCUUUCCAAGUUCGAGGAUAAAAAGAUGAAGGAUUGUGGGGAGGACAUCUUGGUGGACAUGUCUGAGAUCCUCUUCAAUGAACUGGCAUUCUUCCGUCUGAUGCAAGACCUUGAUGCGCCAGGCAAUCGGGCCAGGAGGCCGUUCUGGAGACAGGUCAGUGUCACCAGUAGUAGUAUGGAGUGCGAGAGCACGACAGACACAGGCACAGGCCAGGAGGGUGACAAGGAGGACGAGGGUGAUGCUGAUGACAAAGAACAGCAGGACAAUGACAGUGCUGUCGAGGGAGACGAGUCCUUGCCUCAAGGCGAAAAUGUUGAGCAGGAUGAAGAUGGGGACGAGGACAGCAGUGACGUCGAGUCCUCCACGACCUCCACAUCCGAGGACUCCGACGCCGAGGACGAGGCAGGUGCAGCAGACGCCGGCGAGGCUGAUGACGAGAUGCCGAUGACCAAGGAGCAGAUAGAGGCAGAGGCGGAGAAUCUUGGCAAGUCCCGAGACGAUGAUAUGGCCGCACAGUUUCAAGAAAUAGCCAAAGGGAUUGAGGACAAAGACUCUGCCGAAUCACAGCAGUGCGUAAAACUUGCUUUGUCAGUCAGUGAGUCCAAGCCGUUUACAAGUGCCGGUAGCGGGGAAGAGGACGGUGAGGAGUCGUACGACGACCAGGAGGCUCGCUGCAGCUUGGAGGACUGCGAGGGUGGGACGGCUGCCGGGGCAGCGGCCGAGGCAAGCAGGGAAAGGCGUAAGCAGCGUGGAGACGACACGCGUAGCGAUGAGAGUGACACCCCUCAAGAUGACCAAGAGCAGGCUGCAGCGGCUAGACCUGAGCAUCUACAGAACGGACAGGCUGAAGAUGAUGAAUUUGAGGUGAUUCUGGAUGAUCUGCCUACAAAGCUAACGGGCCUGACAGAGGCGGAUUUACAGGCGCGUAUUGCUGAGGAGCACAGCCGUACUGAGGGCGUGCAGGGGGUCUUGGCCCAGAUGGAUGGAGAACCGGAGCUGGUCGGCGACCCCAAUGCGCUACCUGAAUCUGCUAAUGGUCCUGUGAAUGGCGAAGCUGACAAAUGAUUGACGUGAUUGACAGCAUGUCGCCCCGCCCAUUACCAUGGAUUGUACUGGUAGCUCACAAGCUUGUUUAAAGGAGCGCAGUGCUCCACGCGCCGUGGCAAGCUUGCGCCCGUGCUAUAUUGCGAAGUGCUUGAUGUUCACUGACAAACAAGCAUGGUCGAUAGCGUCGGUAUUGUGUACAAACGUUAAAGACAUCAUUGUAUUGGAUUCGCCCAUGAAAUUUUCUUCGUUCCUUCGCAUGCAAACAAAGUGUCAUUUAUCCAGGUCGCAGUGUAGCAGUAGUAUGUAUUGUAUAUGGUAGUUGUCAAGGAACCGUCGAUAUACCGGGGGGGGGGAUCCUUUCUCUUCACUAAGUACAGAGAUUCUUCAACCUCCGUGUGUUUGGUAGUUUUCCACCAAUUGAACACCUAAGGAGAUGCCCUAGUGUUUUCCAUAGGUUUUCUCUGUGAGAAGAACGCUCGCAUACUCAUCAACGAAAUCCCAUACGCACAAGUCCAUAGUCUUUUGUCAAGAAAAUUGUUUAACACUGAUAAAUCAGGAACGUGCCAUAGAAAGGUUUUAGCUACUGUAAGAAUAAAGAUUUUAGCGUACCAGAAGAGCAGUUUCUGUUUAACGUAUCACGGUGUUUUAUACUAGUACAAUGCUAAUCUAAUUUGAAAGGUAUGAAAAUGUAAUACAAAGUGUAGCGAAAAAAAAUCCACUUUUACAGUAACUAGAACCUUUUUUUCGACACGCCAUAACACGUGUUGGGCGUUAACUGGACGUCAAGAGUAGCAACUCUGUAUGAUAAGGAGGCGUUUAGGUGGUUUAAUAUGUUGUUGCCCGGUAGUAUUUCCCCGGUUGUUGUUGCUGCUAGGGCAACUCUAAAUUCAGGUCCGACUCCGAAAAUAAAUGUUUUUAUUAUUGUAACUGCAUUGAAAGUCGGUGGGCAACUAAAAAGUGGAGAGGAUACACGGCAUAAUUGUCAGAGAAAGGUAAAGUGUUAAGUUAUAAUAGGCUUAUUGAAGUGGGAGAUCACGUGACCUUUUAAGUGGCAUACUCAAGAACAAAAUAAACCCAACAUGGCUGUCAUGGUCACCCCAAAGCCGAGUUUUGACACCCAAAAAGUCACGUGAUUUCAUAGUGCAAGUCGCCUAUUAUGACUUGUCGGAGUGUUGAUGUUCUAUCACACGUGCAUCGAUGAUAACACGAAUUUCACGCUAAUUCGAACUGUUUUUCAUUUCCCUCGAGGGUUCGAGUUCACGGUGUUCCAAUUCACUUGAUGAGAUUUUUUAAACUAAUUUGUAAAGCAAGGCCCUAAUUUGUUGCUGCAGUGUUACCUACAAACGGUUCAUAGCAUUUAAUAUGGAAUAAAACUUGGGAAUGUGUUAUUUCCCUGCUAUAGAAACCAGGCUUUAGUAUAUAGCUAUCCCAGUUUCUGCAGGAAGUGCUGAUCUCAGCACUGAUUCAGCUAAAGGUUAAGUGUGUGGAUGGUAUUUAUUCAUCAUUAAAUACAGGUCAGGCCUGGAUCAAACUCCA
Molecule: messenger RNA, 8374 nt
Organism: Nematostella vectensis (starlet sea anemone)
Lineage: Eukaryota; Metazoa; Cnidaria; Anthozoa; Actiniaria; Edwardsiidae
Product: pericentriolar material 1 protein
Exons: 51
Coding region: 188-6856 (2222 amino acids)
Biological process (GO): microtubule anchoring at centrosome; protein localization to centrosome; cilium assembly
Cellular component (GO): centrosome; ciliary basal body; centriolar satellite
Source: RefSeq, a predicted model, not a curated record